This is a messenger RNA of Ceratitis capitata (Mediterranean fruit fly), 2053 nucleotides long. It is a transcript of the gene Flo2, whose product is annotated as flotillin-2. NCBI's taxonomy places the organism in Eukaryota, Metazoa, Arthropoda, Insecta, Diptera, Tephritidae. The coding region runs from base 610 to 1917 and encodes 435 amino acids. The record is from RefSeq and is a predicted model, not a curated record. The transcript has 7 exons. Gene Ontology annotation, cellular component: plasma membrane. Gene Ontology annotation, biological process: protein localization to plasma membrane; regulation of myoblast differentiation.
CUCACAUUCGAAGGCUGCAUUUUUUCCUCAAUAGUUUUUUUAGUUCACAUUAUUGUCUUUCUAGACAUCUGGUAGCACCAUGUGUGGAAUGCAUUGGAUGACGUCAUAAAUGGAGCGGUUAUUUGUCUCAGGCGCGCCGUGCGAAAACGCGUUUGUGUGUGUUGCGUCAAUUCAGUCGAGUAUUGAGAUAGUGCGGUCGCGUUUUGCGUUUAUUUGUGUGCUGAGAGGUUCAAUUAUUGGCUAAAAAGAAAAGACGUGAUAAAUAGUUAAGAAAAAAGUGAACUACUGAAAAUAGUAAAAAAAAGUAAGAAUUACCGGUUUACAAAAUUAAGGUGAUAAGAAAAUUGACUGCGCUAGCUGAGAUCCAGCUACAGAAAGAAAAAUGAAAACAAAACAAAAUAUCUGCGAAUGGUGUUCUUUUUCGUCCCACCGUGUUCAAUCAUUGUGAAAUAGUAUCAGUGCAUUACUGUAAAAGUGUAUUUGUGUAGUUAACAGUUUUUACUAUAGCAUUUAUAAAAAUCACAAAAAGUACUCUUACUACGAUAAAUAAUACAGAACAAACGACAAGGAUACAACAAACAACGACAACAGCAACAACAAUCAGUUAAGAUGGGCAACAUUCAUACGACUGGACCAAACGAGGCGCUAAUUGUUUCAGGUGGCUGCUGUGGAUCCACCAAAAAGCGCACCAUUGUCGGUGGCUGGGCUUGGGCCUGGUGGCUGGUGACAGACGUACAACGCCUAUCGCUGGAAGUGAUGACCCUCAAUCCAAUGUGUGAGAACGUCGAGACAGCACAAGGUGUACCAUUAACCGUGACGGGUGUAGCUCAAUGCAAAAUUAUGAAGAUGAUGAACGUGUAUUAUUUUCACCAUCAGGCUGACGAACUAUUGGGCACCGCGAGCGAACAAUUUCUGGGCAAGAACGUUAAGGAGAUAAAGCAAACGAUAUUACAGACAUUGGAGGGACAUUUGCGUGCCAUACUUGGAACGCUUACAGUCGAAGAGGUUUACAAAGAUCGCGACCAAUUCGCAGCGCUGGUACGCGAAGUGGCCGCACCUGAUGUCGGUCGCAUGGGCAUUGAAAUACUCUCAUUCACCAUCAAGGACGUCUACGAUGACGUACAAUAUUUGGCUUCGCUGGGCAAGGCGCAAACGGCGAGCGUUAAGCGUGAUGCCGAUGCGGGCGUAGCCGAAGCUAAUCGUGACGCCGGCAUACGCGAGGCUGAGUGCGAGAAAAGUGCCAUGGAUGUGAAAUACUCUACGGAUACUAAAAUCGAGGAUAAUUCGCGUAUGUAUAAAUUGCAAAAGGCGAAUUUCGAUCAGGAGAUCAAUACAGCGAAGGCUGAAUCUCAAUUGGCCUACGAAUUGCAAGCAGCAAAGAUACGACAGAGAAUACGUAAUGAGGAGAUACAAAUCGAAGUGGUUGAACGACGCAAGCAAAUCGAAAUCGAAGCACAGGAAGUCCAACGUAAGGAACGUGAACUCAUGGCCACUGUGAAACUACCAGCCGAAGCGGAGGCUCAUCGUGUGCAGACCAUUGCACAGGGCAAACAAUGCCAAACAAUUGAGACGGCUCGCGCGGAAGCCGAAAGAAUACGUAAGAUUGGUUCAGCCGAGGCUCAUGCCAUUGAAUUGGUUGGUAAGGCUGAGGCCGAACGCAUGCGAAUGAAGGCGCAUGUGUACAAACAAUACGGAGAUGCUGCCAUCAUGAACAUUGUACUUGAAUCUCUGCCUAAGAUCGCUGCCGAAGUAGCUGCACCACUCGCCAAGACCGAUGAGAUCGUACUCAUUGGCGGUAAUGAUAAUCUAACAAACGAUGUAACACGUCUCGUUGCACAAUUGCCACCGUCCAUCAAUGCCUUGACCGGUGUGGACUUGUCGAAAGUGUUGUCGAAAAUACCCGGAGCCAAGGCGUGAAAUUCAAUGCAACAGCAGCAGCAUCAACAACAACAACACUCAAGUAUGCAAACGCCACAAGAUGCCCGAACGAUGAUGUUGAUGACAUAAAGAUACAUAAAUACGACAAAUGGAAUGACGAAAUUGAAAAAAAAAA